Molecule: messenger RNA, 1337 nt
Organism: Macrobrachium nipponense
Lineage: Eukaryota; Metazoa; Arthropoda; Malacostraca; Decapoda; Palaemonidae
Exons: 3
Coding region: 163-558 (131 amino acids)
Source: RefSeq, a predicted model, not a curated record
UAAGGGAGUUGGGGAGAAGGUGAGGGUAUAAAGGAAAGGGUGGCGACCGUUUCGCGGUCAGUAGAACUCGCGCCCGUCCUUCCGCCCUCACACUACUCCCAACCCACUCGCAGGGAAGACGUCUUAAAGCCAAGGAAGGACGCACACAUUUAUCUGACAUCUAUGAAGGAAUGCAUGGUAACGAUUACCUUGCUUGGAAUGCUGGUGAUGCUAGCAGCAAGAAUGAGCUCUGCUCAUCCUAUUUAUGGGCUGACAUCCCUCCUGCAAGACGAUCCUUUUGCCUUGUCACCUGGCCAAGAGCAGCGUGGGUUUAAGAGAGGGUUCUGGGAUAAAAGGUCAUCAGAGGAGACUGAAGAUCUUUAUGGCUUUGGAGGAUACCCAGUACAACAACUCCAGUGGAACAAAAGGAAUUACCAAGAAAAGAGAGGAUUUGGGUCAAUGAUGCCAGCUUACCUUGUGCACUUGUACAGACCUGAUAUACCUGUACUGCCCCCAAAUUCCCUUUUCUCUCCUACCAGGCCAAGCUCCGAGAGGGGGAAAAGAAGCAACCAUCGCUAAAAGCAGUUGUACUUGCAAACGGCAAGAGAGCAGUACUAUUAAAACUAUGGUACGAGAUUUAUAAGGCUCAGCUUGCCAAGCAUGAAUCAAUUUGUUGCUAAACGUCUCAAUAAAAAUUGAUGUCACUGUUAAGUUCAUGUUAUAUUUAUUUAAAGUUCACCAUGCAUUUACCAAUGAUGUUCAUAAGAAAAAUAUAGCCUAAGAUGGUCACUUGGGUAAUGAUUAUUACAAAGUUUUACAGGAAAACAUUCUUUUAGCUUUACUGUUACUGAACUCCCCAGGUAUAGUACCAAGGUAAACUUUAAUGAAAAUGCAAAUAAACAAAUCAAAGACUAUGGAUACCUGGUACUUAUAUCCUUCUCUUUAUUCAAAAUGGUAAAGACUGGUUAUGCAUUGAGACAAAAUUAUAAGAGUUUGCAAGGCUGCUUUUCUCCAUACUGAUACAGAAGUUAAUUUUCUUAAGGGUUUAUGACCAAAGCCACAUUUUAGUCAAAGCCACAUUUUAAUCAAAAGCAAUUAAUCAAAUUAUGCUUGAGGUUUCCAAGAUGACAAAGAACAUCUGUCAAACACUUAAUUUAAUCAUUAAUAUCCAAAAUAACUCAGAACAACCAAGAAUAUGACACUUUAGCAGACAAAAUGUGUCAUUCAAGAAUUUUUCUCCUAGUUUUACAUCCAAAACAACAUACUAUUUAUGAUCAACUAACUGCAUGUAUAUUAUCAUUCAACAAAAGAGACUGUGUACCCGGGGUGCCUGCUAAUGUGAGCACUAAAGGCCUGAG